Molecule: messenger RNA, 846 nt
Organism: Alternaria incomplexa
Lineage: Eukaryota; Fungi; Ascomycota; Dothideomycetes; Pleosporales; Pleosporaceae
Exons: 2
Coding region: 1-846 (281 amino acids)
Source: RefSeq, a predicted model, not a curated record
AUGAGCAGUCCCAUCACCGGCCGUCAGCGCGGUACUGCCUCCAAAGCGCCCCGGAAAACACCUCGCAACCCCACCGACAUUAGUCGCAGUGAGAAAGAGAAGCGUCCGCGCGCGUUUAGCGGCGCUACCCCACGAGCAAACACUCACAAGCGCUCGCGAUCUGGAGCGUCUUCUGCCCUCGCCGACGAAGACGGCGAUGACGAUUACGGCUUCGAUUCAGAGCAUGACGGCAAAGUCAAGAAAGGUCGCGCGAGGUUCGAUCAAAACGGUUUCUUUCCUGAAGGUGACAAGAGCAUGCGUUACUUUGGGCCUGGAUUCACGGACCUAUACUCGCCAUCCUUCAUCGCGAAGAAUCGUCAGCACUUUCUCCAAGGUCUGGACUGUCUCUUCGGUAUGGACGCACGUACCUGGGCAAAGGACUGGAGAAAAAAGAAAGGAGUGACAAAGCCUGUCAAAGGAGCUCCACCGCCUGCACCGCAGCCUAUCAUCCACACGACCAGUCACUACACAUUCACACCCGGUGUCAACCGACACACGGGCUUCGACAUCGCCAAGAUACCCUACGCGCUUAUCGAUUGCGCCGAGGGUGUUCAUCCUUGCAAUUUCCCCCAGGGUCUUGACCGCGGUCCCUUUACCGAAGCCCUCAUUCAAGCUCAGCUCAUGAUUUACUCGAAGCUUAUGCUGGCUGAUCUAGAUGCGUUCAUUGCGUAUUGGCUUAUCGAUCGAAAUCUUCAGGCCGGUUACAGCGAUGCGGGGUUCCUGAAGAGGCAUGUGGCGUUGCAUGAGGAAUAUCGGGCUAUGGUCAGGAAGGAUGUAGAGAGUCAUGGCUAUAGGUGGGAGGACUGA